Juglans microcarpa x Juglans regia is the source of this 2030-nucleotide messenger RNA. RefSeq names its product receptor-like protein kinase FERONIA. The transcript has 2 exons. The record is from RefSeq and is a predicted model, not a curated record. Lineage: Eukaryota; Viridiplantae; Streptophyta; Magnoliopsida; Fagales; Juglandaceae. Gene Ontology annotation, molecular function: protein kinase activity. The coding region runs from base 62 to 1726 and encodes 554 amino acids.
UAGAAUAUAAAGGAGCUUGCCCUCUUGUUUUCCCGUUCGUGUGUGAUCAUCUCUUGCUCCCAUGGGGAACAUCUCAAUACUCAAAUCUAUUCUGCUCCUCUUCUUACUCUUCCUUCUCCAUCAUAUUUCAAUUGUUAACUCUACUCCUCGUUACAUUGCCGUUGAUAAUAUUGUCCUCAACUGCGGCUCUGCUGGCAACUCAACGGAUAUAGAUAAACGCAUGUGGAUUGGAGACAUGGAGCCCUCCAAAUUCGCUCCCAUAGAAGAACAUAACCAAAAAUCUAAUACCUCUGAAGCCCAAAGCCAAGACUCAUCUGUCGAAACUAUCCCCUACAUGACUGCCCGUUUAUCCUAUUCCCAAUUCACCUACGUAUUUCCUGUCACCUCCGGUCCCAAAUUUGUUCGUUUGUACUUUUACGCAGAUUCAUACUCUGGUUUUGAUGGAUCUCUGGCCUUUUUUACAGUCAAAGCAAACAGUAAGUUCACCUUACUUAGAAACUUCAGUGCUUCCAUUCUUGCUAAUUACUUGGGGGGCUCAAAACGUCUUUCUAAAGAGUUCUGCAUCAACGUUGAAGAGGAUCAAAAUUUGAAUUUAACAUUCAUUCCAACGCCAAGUACUGCUUCUAGCAGAUUAUUUGCCUUUGUUAAUGGAAUUGAGAUCGUCUCCAUGCCAAAGUACCUCUACUAUAGCAGUCCAGAAAAUCCAAGCCCACCUUACGUUGGCCAAAAUGUUCAGUUCUCUAUAGACAACAACAGGGCACUCGAGAUGAUUCUUCGGCUCAAUAUGGGUGGGAGCUCGAUAUCGUCGAAGGGAGACACAGGCAUGUUUAGAGAAUGGUCCCCAGAUAUCCCUUACUUGUUAAGUGGAGGAGUGAUCCCCCGCCAACCAGAUUUGACGCUCAAAUACUCAGUAAUACCAAAUUACACUGCCCCCGAUGACGUUUAUCGGUCUGCAAUCACGAUGGGUCCAAACAUAACUUGGAACUUGCUUUCUAAUUUGACAUGGGGUUUACCCGUAGAUCCAGGGUUUUAUUAUCUGGUCAGGCUUCAUUUCUGUGAAAUCGAGCCAAGUAUAACGAUGGCCGGCGAAAGGCCAUUCAUUAUCUAUAUAGAUAACAAGACAGCCGAAGCUACUGCAGAUGUAAUUAUGUGGAGCGGAGGAAGGGAUACGCCUGUGUUUCAGGAUUAUGUAGUUCUGAUCCAAAAGAUGGGAGAUGAGGAUCAUAAGAGUAUACUCUUUAUUGCUUUGCACCCUGGAAAAGCUACCAAUGCAAUCUACGAUGCCAUUUUAAAUGGGGUAGAAGUGUUCAAACUGAGCGACAACAAUAACAACCUAGCCGGACCGAAUCCUGCCAAUACUUUGCUGCCCUCUCCACCUCCAACUCAACAACCUGCUUCGACAUCCAAUUCAAGGAAAACAAGAUUCAUUGCCAUUGGAAUUGGUGUAGGCUUAUUCUUGGCCUUGAUCACUCUAGUGUGUUGCUUGGUUGUUUGGAAACUACGGACAUCUAAGUUGCGUUAUUGUUCUUACUAUCCAGUAUCAAAGUGUUGGUUCUGGUCUGACCAAAACAAAGGAAAGUUAACAAGGACAAAAACCUCUUCACUGCCCGAAGAGCUAUGCUGCCAAUUAUCACAUCAAGAAAUCAAAACAGCAACCCACAACUUCGAUGAAGGAUUAGUUAUCGGAGUAGGUGGCUUUGGGAAGUUAAGGCCCCACCAUGAGUGAUAAUAGUUGUAUAUGGCCCUGCCACAGAUGAUAGUAGUGGUAUACUACCCUGCCAAGGUUGAUAAUAGUGGCGUAUGGUCCUGUCACAGGUUAUAAUAGUGGUAUACAACCAUUUCACCAGUGAUACUAGUGGUAUACGACCCUUCCACGGGUAUGAUAGUGAUUAAUAAAUACCAUGAGGGUUUAAAUAUGGUCUAUGUCUUGAUGUGACGCUCUGACAUGAUUUGAAGAUGAUGUCUCAAUUUACGAUAUGCCAAAGAUUUUAUUUUUGAAUAAGAAGGUUUAUGAAACAUUUGCUCUGAUA